Messenger RNA from Pleuronectes platessa (European plaice), 2149 nucleotides. RefSeq names its product ankyrin repeat domain 33Ab (gene ankrd33ab). The record is from RefSeq and is a predicted model, not a curated record. The transcript is spliced from 4 exons. NCBI's taxonomy places the organism in Eukaryota, Metazoa, Chordata, Actinopteri, Pleuronectiformes, Pleuronectidae. Bases 59 to 1486 code for a protein of 475 amino acids. Gene Ontology annotation, molecular function: protein binding.
UUUCUUGUAGAUGUAGCCAAAGGACAUAGAACCGCCUCACCUGUUCUGCUGUUGGAGGAUGGCGACUGCAGCGGUGGAUCCACACCUGGGCUCAGGCCCGGACGAGGACGCUGUGUCUCUGUCAGCGAGCGAGUACAACUCAGACAGCAUCCUCUCCGAUGACUCGGUGCUUCCCGAAUACUCGCCAGAGGUAACGGACAGAGGUGCGGUGUCGACUCUGUAUCAAGCAUGCGCCCGCAAUGAGCCCGUUUCUCUGCGGCGAGUUCUGGAGAGAGGGGUCACAAAAGAGGAAGUCAUGGAACUGGACAUCAACAGCUGGAAUGGCUUGAUGGUGGCUUGCUGCAAAGGUUUCAUAGAUAUCGUGUAUGGGCUUCACAGCUGUCCUUUUAUAGACAUAAACCACCAGGACAAUGAAGGCAACACUGCACUGAUGAUCGCAUCCCAAGCUGGUCAUAUCAGCACAGUCAUGUAUCUCCUGAACUACUAUCCCGGUAUAGACCUGGAAAUAAAGGACUGUCGUGGUUUCACAGCCCUCAUCAAAGCUGCUAUGACCGGGCGCAAUGAUGUCGUGGCUUCCCUCGUUAUGGCUGGAGCAAACAUUCACGAAGUCGACUCCACAAAAGGAAAAUGUGCCCGGGACUGGGCCCUGAAAACAGGACGCUAUGAGACCUUGCAACGCCUGCGUCGCUUGAACAUUCGGCCAAAAGCUGAGCAGUUCUGUGAGAGUUAUGUCCCUGAAUGGCCUGAGCUCAAGGAGAAGGUAGCCAAGGCCACAGGGGAGAAAAGCGCCACGGAAAAGAUUACCCAGCGGAUAAAAAACACAUUUGGGUUCAGUUUACCUCGUGACCCACAGGACAACGGGGUCUUGGACCACAUGGUCCGCAUGACCACCAGUGUUCAUAGUCCCCUAAUUUCAACUGGAUGCCGUCCACUCUGCCCCAAGAGUCCUCCAGAGGUGGGGAAGAGGCGGCUAGCUGUACCAGAGCUGAUGGUGAAACACCCAGACAAGAAGCUGGAAGAGUCGUCGGUAUGCCACAGCAACGGCUCUGUGUCACACAUCAUCCCCACAAUCCACUCUGUAGAGUCCAGCGACACAACCUGCUGUGCCGACACUAUGCGGCGAGGCAGCAUCCUAUCAUUGGCCUCCACCAAAGUCGCUAGCACAUUUAUUCCUCGCAGCAUGGCGAGGAGGAACAGCGUGUUCCCCUCCGGCUGCAUUCCCAAGAUAGAUAUCAUCAGGCCGACAGAGGCAACCCCAAAGAAAGAAAAGAAGAAGAAGAAGAAUAAGAUCAAGGGCUUCCUUGAACCACCCAUAUGGAGGUACAAGGAGAUCAAGGAUGAGAAAAAGAAAGAGAAGAAGAAGCUGGAGAAAGAGAAAGAGAAGCAAGAGAAAGAAAAGAAAGAGAAGCAAGAGAAAGAAAAGAAAGAGAAGCAAGAGAAAGAAAAGAAAGAGAAAAGGAAAGACAGCAAGAAGACCAAACACUAGGAGUUUUAAGAAUAAGGGCUUUUCUGCUCCUGCGAUUACUCCUUAGUGUUUUUUAAAUGUGUUCAACUCAGGACUAAAGAACCAAAACCAAAUACAUUAGAAACUGUCAGUGAAAACGGAACCCACAAAGAGGAACACUGACUUAUGGAGGGCCUCAAGUGAGAACUGCAGAGACUCCUGAGGAGAUUGAGGCUUUCAGUUUAAAGGUUGAGACAAAUAUAUAUUUAUAAAAAUAUAUAUUUUGAAAUAGAACAGAAUAAUAAAGUUUAUUUUUACAUGAAUAUAUUUGAAGUUUAUAGAAUCUAACAUGAUUAUGAUAUAAUACAUGAAACCCAUGUUCACUGAUUGAUUCAGUUUCACAAGUGCUAAAGUUGUCAUAGUAUCUACCUCAUCAUUCACAACAAACACUUAGAGACAGACACUAUGUGUAAACCUGAACAAUCAUUCCCUUAUGCAAGAUGCAAAUAAAGAAAUAUACACCUGUGUCAUAGCUUAAUCAUAUUACUAGCUCAUAUAAUACUGUUUGUUUCCUGUUGCAUUUGCUGUAAGUUAUCUUUUGUAAAUAGUCAGCUAAAGUCAAUUCUCAAUACUGUACAGCAUUUAUACAAUUUUCUGAUACUGCCAAUACAAAAUUCAUAUGAUUUAUCUUGCUAAUUUACUCUG